CAAUGUUAUGCAUUUCAGACUAAAAUAGUUGACACCUUUCAGCUUUGUCUUGACAGAAGAUUUAAAGGAAUAUGGUCGAUAGUUUCCAACCGCAUGUGAGCUUUUUCUCUCACUCUUACAUCGGUUGACCUCAAACUGCAUGUAAACGGUGAGGGCAGGCUAUUUUUAGCUUGCUCUAAAAAUAAAGUAGAACGGUCAGCUAUGCCCUAGCUCAGAAAAGAUUCUCUGAAGUUUGCUUUUCCUUUUCAGCUAACCAGAGAGUGCAAACAUAUAGCUCAUUUCUGUGUCUCACCAAGAUGUUCCAUCUGAGUGCAUCUGGUCUUAAUCAGUUGUGUUUAGGUCAAGGAAAAAUAGAUUAUCAUCUUUUGUGAGUCAGAUCCUCUCCUCCUAUCUGAUGUCCAACAGUCUAUAUGGAAAGUAUUCAUUCCCAUUUGAUAUAUUCCACAUUUUGUUGUGAUACAGCCUGAAUUUAAAAUUGAUUGAAUGUAUUUAUUUUUCUCACCAAUCGACACACAAUACUCUGUAAUGACAAAGUGAAACAUUUAGCAAAUUUUUUGAAAAUGAAAUACAGACAUAUGUCAUUUAUACUGAACAAAAAUAUAAAUGCAACAAUUUCAACGAUUUUACUGAGUUACAGUUCAUAUCAGGAUAUCAGUCAAUUGAAAUAAAUAAAUUAGGCCCUAAUCUAUGGAUUUCACAUGACUGGGCAGGGGCCCACUUGGGAGCCAGGCCCAGCCAAUCAGAAUGAGUUUUCCCCACAAAAAGGGCUUUAUUAUGGACAGAAAUGAAACUCCUCAGUUUCAUCGGCUGGCUGGUCUCAGACGAUCCCGCAGGUGAAGAAGCCGGAUGUGUAUGUCCUGGGCUGGCGUGGUUACACGUGGUCUGCAAUUGUCUUAAAACCUGUUUUUGCUUUGUCAUCAUGGGGUAUUGUGUGUAGAUUGAUGAGGGAAUUUCUUUUUAAACCAAUUUAAGAAUAAAGCUAUAACCUAGCCUAAUGUGGAAAAAGUCAAGGGUUCUGAAUACUUUCCUAUACUAAAUACAUGCUGAUUGCUACAAUCCUGGAAAAAAGUAGUUUGUAAUUUUAAGCAGAAUAUUGAUCUUGUGUUUUUUGUGCCCCUAUGCAGAAAUAAAAUGUUAUUGAUAUAUAAAAUGUCAAACCUCCAUACACACACCCACACAUUGCUUUGUGUCAGGAGGAUGUCAGAGCCUUUGGCUUCACAGGAAGCUACUAGAGACAUAAAAACCUGUCCUCAUCCAGUGAGCCUCUGUCUUGUUUCUAUCUACCCUUUGGCCACAUCUGCGUAAAUGGAGUAGUUGCCUGAGCAACAGAGCAGAGGAGUGAGACGUUAUUCUCUUUCAAUAAGCCUAUAGAGCCAUACAGACAUAUACUGUAGCUAGAGAACAGCUGGUCAUGGGGAAUUGCCCCGUCAAAGGUCGAUCCAAUAUGCCAACCCUUGAGAAUCCAACUGAACCUGCACUGUCAGACAAUAACAGGCCCAUGGUGGUGUCCCUUUAUGACUUCCCCUCCCAAGAUCCCUUGGAAUCCAGCAUCCGCAUGGGGGAGAGGCUCACUGUGUUAUCAGAUGAUGGGGAUUUUUGGAUGGUGCGAUCCACAACAACAGGCAAUGAGAGUUACAUCCCCAGCCACUACACUGCCAAAGUAAUAAACAGGUGGCAGUAUAAUGGCAUCAGCAGGUUAAAUGCAGAGGAGCUGCUGCUGAUGCCACACAAUUACACAGGGGCUUUCCUGAUACGACAGAGUCAGACAAACACAGACACCUACUCGCUCUCGGUCCUUGGGAGGACCGACUCCUCGUACAUGGGCACAGUGAAACACUACCACAUCCGUCGCCUCCAAAACGGCUGGUUCUACAUCUCCCCCGGCCUCACCUUCUACACCCUGGGCCAAUUGGUGGAACACUACUCUGAGUCAGCAGAUGGGUUGUGCUGUUUACUGAGGGAGCCUUGCAUCAUCCAAGGCUCAAACAAUACUACUAUGACUAGACCGUACCCCAAAGCUAUCAGGAGGCCCACCCUCAACUGGAAGGAUGUAGACAGCUCAAUGAUCUUCAGUAAGGGCAGAGUGGAUUCAGAGGACACUCUGGUGAGCAAGGGGCUGAGGGAGGCCAUGAGCUCAUACCUCUACAUGACAGAGGCCAGCUGCCAGGACUGUGGCAAACACUGGGAUACCUGAUGAGAGGGAAGACUGAGAGUAAAAUAAUAAUACACAAUACUGUCUGGUCUGUCGCUGCCGCUGCACAACGGUACUAGGCCAGAAAGGGUGACCUAAACAAAAGCAUAGAGGAAGUUAAAAAAAAGUAAGCCUACCAUUUACAACCACAAUGAAAAAAUGAAAACUACAAGCACAAUUCAUGUCUUGAUGGUCAAAUGUGGGUUUGGGUUCAGGUAGCCACAAGGAGCCGUGUUACUUGUCAUUUCUAAUGCUACUGGUUCUUGUUCUCAAGAGCACAUUUCACAAGGUGAAACUAAUGAUUUAUAUAUAUAUAUAUACAUAUAUAUAUACACACACUAGAUGACUGACAGGGGGUGCACCUCCAUCUUGUCACUCCCCCACCCUUGCAAAAAAUAUUUAGGAAGUUAUAGAAAUGCAUGUAUUAAUGUGUACAUUAAUUUUUGCCAUGUUUAUUCUAUUACGGACACCUUAAUGCAUACUAUUACAUUAUAUGAUGUGAGCUAAACAUAAACAUUUAAAAUACAAAUAUAUAUAAAAACAUACUUUCUUAAGUAUAACUUGUUGAAAGUACUAAUGUUACUGUCCCCACUACAACAACAAACACUUAAAUAUGUGUAAUUGUGUUCUUGAAAUAUUUAAUUGAAAAACUGUAGAAUUCCAUUCAUUCCUAUGGAGCAGGGUUUCUCAAACUCGGUUUUAGUUUUCUUCCCUGUCAUUACACAGCUGAUUCAAACCCCAAAGCUUGAUGGUGAGUUGGUUAUUUGAAUCAGCUGUCUAGUGCUAGGGCAAAAAAAUCUAAAGCUGCACCCAGGGGGGGUCCAAGACCGAGUUUGGGAAACUGCUCCUUCUGGGGAGUGACAAUAUGGCCGACCAGUGGCUUUAAAGGUUCUUAUUGGCCAAUACAUAGUAUCAGCAAUCCAGGGUUUAUAUACAUUGGAUGGAACUCAGAGGUCUUAUGAUGUGAGGAGGAGCUCUUCCUUUCAGCUCAUGGAAGGUUUCAUACUGUUUGUCCACACAGAAACACCGAUGUAUUGGUCUAUUUUGAAAAAAGGAAGAUCACUGAAAUACAAUAAUGUUGUAUCUGGACUAUGAAUGUUUGUAUGAAUUAAAUGCCAUGUCUGAGUAAAGGACGUCACGCUGCUUGCAUUACAAGAAUAAAUUCCUCCCAUACCUGGCGCGAACUCCGGACUUCUGCCUUGCUAGCACACGUGACCACCCUUCUGAAGCAUUUUUCCACUCGACGCCAUGAGAAAAGCUAGCGCAAAUGGAGACACUUAAGGCUGAGGAGUACAUUUCACACAUCCCCAUAUAACUUGAAACUAACUCAGACGUUUUUACCCGAAUAUGGCUGCGGGUGAUAAUGAGUAAUAAAUAAAUAGUUCUGAUUGAC
Messenger RNA from Salvelinus fontinalis (brook trout), 3584 nucleotides. Its product is annotated as src-like-adapter 2. NCBI's taxonomy places the organism in Eukaryota, Metazoa, Chordata, Actinopteri, Salmoniformes, Salmonidae. Gene Ontology annotation, molecular function: protein binding. Bases 1412 to 2194 code for a protein of 260 amino acids. The record is from RefSeq and is a predicted model, not a curated record. The transcript has 8 exons.